This is a messenger RNA of Fraxinus pennsylvanica, 1104 nucleotides long. The record is from the annotation of a GenBank genome assembly. NCBI's taxonomy places the organism in Eukaryota, Viridiplantae, Streptophyta, Magnoliopsida, Lamiales, Oleaceae.
AUGAGAGGAAAAUCUUCUUCGAAGAAACGAAGUGCAAAAAAUGGUGGAAUAGAAGUAAAAGUUGAUGAAAUGAAUCAAGAACCCCAUCUCUCAGGUGCUUAUAUUCGUAGCCUUGUCAAACAAUUGACCUCUUCAAGAUUAACCAAAGAUUCUGCACACCCUAAAUUGCAAGAAAGUUUAGUGGGAGAAGGGAUUUCAAGCACAAAAAUGGCAGACGAAUUUAGUGAAAGAGUGCAAGAGUCUCCUCAUCAAGAGCAGAAAAAACAAGUUAGGAGGAGACUCCACACUAGCAGACCUUAUCAAGAAAGGCUUCUAAAUAUGGCUGAGGCCAGGAGAGAAAUUGUCACUGCCCUUAAGUUUCAUAGAGCUGCUAUGAAGCAAGCCAGCAAGCAGCAGCAGCACCAGCAAUGUUCCCGACUUUCUUUAGAACAUGAAUCACUACAGAAAAACGUGGCAUCAGUGACGGACUUUUCCAACUUUGAGGACAAUUUCUCAUAUUCAUCAGAGUUUUGUCCUCCCUAUAAUCCCUACACUUGGGGUUUGUCUCCAACUGCACCACCAGUACUUGUCCAAGAAAAUAUGAAUUUUCCACUCCCAAACCAAACGUUAGGCCUCAAUCUUAAUUUUCACGAUUUCAGAAACUUGGACACUAUUCCUUAUCAUAACAACAACAACCCAUCGAUUUAUUCAUUCUCAUCUCCAUCUUCUUCUUCUUCUUUUUCGCUGCCUCUUUUGACCCCGGAAGUAAUUCCUUCCAUGGCUGCCACAUCACAGGAGGGUCCUUCUGUGGUGGCUACUGAUGUUGCAGACUUAGGCUUGCAUCAAGCAAUGGAUGAUAAUGAAAUGGCGGAGAUAAGAUCAAUUGGAGAACAGCAUCAAAUGGAGUUUAAUGAUACACUGAAUUUAGUCAAUUCAGCCUGGUGGUUCGAGUUCUUGAAUGCCAUGGAAAUUGGUCCUGCAGAAAAAUCAGAAGACUAUGGGGCCUUUCCAUUUGAUGUGGUCAUGGAGUUUCCAGCCUGGUUGAAUGCAAAUGAAAGCUGCCUGCAAAAUCUGAAUGAUUAUUAUUCUGAAGAAUACCUGCAAGAUUCUACUUUGCCAAGGUAA